Molecule: messenger RNA, 1392 nt
Organism: Oikopleura dioica
Lineage: Eukaryota; Metazoa; Chordata; Appendicularia; Copelata; Oikopleuridae
Source: the annotation of a GenBank genome assembly
AUGCCCAGCAGAAUUGAUGAAAUUAAUCAGACUCUUGGCAACCAAGCGGUGAGAGCACGGCUAGACACGCCAAUAGAUCCUGAAUCCACGAAAAGAAUCAAAAUAUCGAUAUGCGGCCAGGUCUUCGUCACGCAAGAAAAAACAGCGUCAACAGCGCGGGCACGCAACACCCGCCUCUACCGCAUGCUCACGGACAAAAGCCUGGCGGAUGGAUACGAUGAAGCGCAAGAUGUCUACUUUUUCGAUCGUCAUUUACCUUCAUUCCCGGCGAUUCUGUACUUUUAUCAGACUGGCUUCAUUUGGAGACCGCUAGAUGUGCCAAUGGAGGUCUUUGUCGAAGAAGUCAUCUUCUACGGACUCGCGGAUCGAAUUCUAGCGCCGCUAGGGGAUGAAGACAGAAACAAGCAAAUUCUAUUCUGUAUGGGCGGUAAAAGAACACUUUGUGUCCAAAGCCGCGAAGCGAUUUGGAAUUUGUUCGAAAAGCCCGAGACGAGUUUAUUAGCAAAAGUCAUAAACGUCCUGUCAAUAUUCUUCAUUCUGCUAUCGACAAUCAGCUUUUGCUUGGAAACGAUUCCGUUUUUUCAAGAAGGAAACUGCUACCCUGGAGUUGAUAAAAACGGAACUCCUGUACGCUAUCAGAUGAAAGACUACAACCCUGAAAGCAACACUUUUCCAUUUUGGGUGAUCGAGACAAUUUGCAUAACGUUCUUUACGAUCGAGUACGUUUUACGCUUCUGGUCGGCGCCUGAUAGAUGCCGAUUCGUUCCCGAGUUCAUGAAUCUUGUCGACCUAGCUGCCAUCGUUCCCUACUACAUCACCAUUAUCUUCGACGCAAGCAUCAAUAAGACCGUCCUUUGCAUGGAUGACAAGACAACGUCUUCAUCAAGCACUGACAACGGUAGUUUUCUCAUGAUCCUGCGAGUCAUUCGUCUGGCUAGAAUAGUCCGAAUAGCGAAAUUAUCCCGCCACUCCCGAAAUCUCUCCACUCUCAUAAAAACAAUGAAGACUUCGCUCCGUGAGCUUUCAUUCUUGAUGCUAUUCUUCAUUGUUUCGAUGGUUUUGUUCGCGACUUUUGUAUAUUUCUGCGAAGUUGCGGAUAAUCCGAAUAUGUUUCCUUCGAUUCCAGCGUCGUUUUGGUGGGCGAUUGUUACGAUGACGACAGUCGGUUAUGGUGACACGUAUCCAAUCACUGCACUUGGCAAAGUCGUUGGAUUUCUUUGUACGAUUUGUGGUGUCCUCUGUAUUGCCCUGCCCGUGCCUUCCAUAGUUUCAAAUUUCCACAGGCUAUACCAGGAGGAUCAAAUCAUGAAUCCACAUGGGAACCAUAAAUAUAAAAGUAAAGACGAAGAGGUUCGAUGCAAGUUAAGAAAGAAGUUCCUGGCAGAUGUAUGA